AAAUUCACAAAGCACGAGAUAUAUAGUGAAAUUGUGAAGUUUUUCAUUUCUUAUAUCUUGUUGUUAACUCUCCUGUCUCAUCUUCGAGGAUUCCUGUUUAUAUCUCAGCUCAUACAUAGAUAUAUUUCCAGAUGACAUCUUAAAAUAAACUCAAAAAUAAAGGCGUCAGGAAGCCAUUUACCCUAUCAUUGCAAUUCAUCAUUUUACUUUAGACAGUAUGACAACUGCUUUCCUUCAGCGUUUGAAAGCUAGGUGUAAGAAUAAUGUAGCCGCGAUGAGAGAUUCCCCUUUGGCGGAAAUUUCAGGCGCUUUUGGUGAUCUAGGAACACUUUUACCUUUGAUGAUUGCUCUUGCCGUCAAUAAUUCGAUAUCCCUUUCAACAACUCUGGUUUUCUCGGGCUUGUGGAAUAUAUUGACUGGUAUUGCUUUUGGUAUACCGCUACCAGUACAACCUAUGAAGGUAGUUCUCGCAUGGCUGGCGUUAUUCUUGACUGACCAUACUUUAGGCUAUCGCCGCUGUAGCUAUAUCAAGGAAGUUCUCGAUUGAAGAAACAGUUUCCGCUGGUUACACCGUGGCUGGUGUGGUGCUGAUCUUGAGCGGUACGGGGCUUCUUCGAUGGUUCACAUGUAUGAUACCUACACCCGUCGUCAAAGGUAAACUACUUCCUGAGACCUUUUUUAUUUCAAUGAAUCUUCUUCUAUCUAUACUGACUGUAUGUCUCCAGGUAUUCAAGUUGGAGCCGGCUUGUCUUUGGUUCUUUCUGCUGGUUCGAGCCUUCUUCAGCCCUUAGGCUUCACGACCCCGAAUGCUGCUGAUAACUUAAUCUGGGCACUUUUCGCCUUUAUCGCUCUCCUGCUCACGCAGAGAUUUCAAAGGUUCCCAUAUGCUCUAGCUAUCUUCUUACUCGGGCUUGUAUUGUCAUUAUACAUCACGGGCCUAAGCUCUUUACCUUCUUUCAAACUGUGGCAUCCUCAAAUCUAUAUUCCGUCCGGGAUCUCGUUCAAAGUCGGCGCUCUCGACGCAGGUCUUGGACAAAUUCCCCUGACUACCUUGAACUCUAUUAUCGCAGUCAAUUUUCUUGCGGCUGAUCUCUUGCCAAACAUCCCGGCUCCAGGAGUUACUUCGAUCGGACUCAGUGUCGCAUUCAUGAAUCUGAUUGGCGGCUGGUUCGGUGCUAUGCCCGUCUGCCAUGGCUCAGGAGGACUAGCUGCUCAGUAUCGAUUCGGAGCUAGAAGUGGUGCAAGUAUAAUCAUGCUUGGCACAUUUAAGAUGAUAUUAGGAUUCUUCUUCGGCGAUACACUUGUAGGACUCCUAAAACAUUAUCCAAAAAGUUUACUUGGAAUCAUGGUUGUAGCAGCUGGCCUUGAAUUGGCAAAAGUGGGAGAAAGUCUUAAUUACGGAGCCCGGGAUCUGUGGGAAAUAUCAGAAUCGAGUGUUGGAUCAGACUCAACUCAACCGCAAAUGAUAAAGCGCCAUCGACAGCUUUCUGACGAGGAAAGAAAGGAAAGAUGGACAGUGAUGUUCAUUACCAUUGGGUUUCUGCUAGCAUUUAAGAAUGACGGAGUAGGGUUCCUGGCUGGUAUGUUGUGUCAUGGUUUCAAUCAAUCUUCAAGGUUGCAGAAUACAUGGGAAGGUUGGAGAACUAGGUAUGGCGAGAGAAAGACCAAGAAUGCUACGUCGAGUCUCAGAGAUGAAGAAGAACAAUUGCUCUCCGGCGCUUAGGCAUAGAGCCGAGUAAAGGAUUUAACGAUAUAAUGAGCAUAUGAAAGAAUCGAGCAGUCUUGCUGCGCAAUUGUGUGUUAAUU
This is a messenger RNA of Sclerotinia trifoliorum, 1806 nucleotides long. Lineage: Eukaryota; Fungi; Ascomycota; Leotiomycetes; Helotiales; Sclerotiniaceae. The record is from the annotation of a GenBank genome assembly.